This is a messenger RNA of Pseudoliparis swirei, 896 nucleotides long. RefSeq names its product cilia and flagella associated protein 90 (gene cfap90). The record is from RefSeq and is a predicted model, not a curated record. The transcript has 3 exons. Bases 102 to 515 code for a protein of 137 amino acids. Lineage: Eukaryota; Metazoa; Chordata; Actinopteri; Perciformes; Liparidae.
UCGCAACCGGACAACAGCGUCAUCGAGCUGAGGAUUCGGGUUUUCAGGUCGUUUUUAUUUAGUAUUUUUCUAUUUGUUUGACUUUUUUUUAGCCGAAGACGAUGGACGUGUCGCUCGAGGCUCAAACCAAACCGCUCGCGACCUUGUCGGCCUUCAGUUACAUCCCGCCGCGACGGACGGACCCGAAGGAAAGCUCGUACUUUAACAAAGAAUCCACGGCCCCAGAGGUCUCCACGUACGACCUCGUGUUCCACCAGGCGGAGGGCUACGACCCGAGGCUGCACCGAGACGACAGGAAACACCACAAAGGAAUCGGCCUGGACAUCGGGGGGGAGGAGGAGUCCAGAGUCGUACCGCUGCGCUCCUCUGCACAGUACGGCCAUCGACCCGUUCCCGCCGUCUGCCGGGCGGGGGGGCGGCACGCCCGCGUGGCUUGCAUAAACGCCGAGUUCUUCAGGAAGAACGGGAUCAUCUGGAACGUGGCGGAGGGAUUCGGAUCGGUGACCCCGUCCUGAGGGGAUCACACAGGGGUCGGUCCCCCCGGAGAGAAACAAUAAAGCAGUGUUCAGUUGAUGGGUCCAUUCACGUCAGAUGUGUUCACGAUGGAUCGCUGAGCCGUUUCCUCGUCGUGAGCAAUAGGAGUUUCAGAUGAAUAACUUUAAGAUGUGAACAUCUGCAGGAAGCUUGUGCUGCACUUUUGUAGUUUGAGGCUGAAAUAACUUCCUUCAGUAUGGGCGUGAUUUAGAAGUUCAGAUGGUGCAGACAGAAAUACAGAAAUGUCUUCCAGUUAUUGCAUUUUGAUAUUGCGCCUGAUGUCAGAGAUCAGCGCCGCUCCAGUACAAUAGAGGCUGGGAUUAAAAAGACUGAAUGUUCUCGGUGACGAGAAUAUAAAGAAU